Molecule: messenger RNA, 2077 nt
Organism: Bursaphelenchus xylophilus (pine wood nematode)
Lineage: Eukaryota; Metazoa; Nematoda; Chromadorea; Rhabditida; Aphelenchoididae
Source: the annotation of a GenBank genome assembly
AUGCCGUGCUGCGGUUCAAAUUGUGGAAAAAACCGCAUUGCUGACGAGGUCGUGGACAACCCUAGUGAGUUUUAACACUCCACGGAAGUUUUAUUUCUGGUUAUUUUCAAACUUUGAUACUCUUUUAGAGUCCUCAAUCGGCCGAGUACUAAUUUUUGUCAAUCCAAAAAGUGGUGCGGGCGCUGGAAGUAAAGUUUAUCAAAAAGCCGUGCGACCCGUCCUGUUGGAGAAGAAAUUGGCGUUUGAAACCAUCAUUACCGGUAAGUUUUUGCGAAAUUUUAUUAAAACGCUCCAUUCCAGCCGUUCUCAGCAUAAACUUUACCUUUAAAACAGGGUAAAAAUCAUGCUGAGAGCGACUUUAAAAACUAUUUUUCCUCAAAUUUCAAUUAUCUUAUACUAAUACCCUUGAUCCAGACCUCUAAAAAAUUUCAGAACACCAAAAUCACGCGGCUAAAAUCCUUGGCGAACGCCGGGACCUCGAAACCUUUGCCGCCAUCGUCAUCGUUUCCGGAGAUGGCCUCAUUUUCGAAGCCUUGAACGCGAUUCUAAGCCGUUCUGAUGCCUCGAUUUUACUGGAUUCCCUCCCAUUUUUUAUCAUCCCCUGUGGCUCCGGGAAUGGUCUACUUUCCUCGGUCUACUUUCGACGGAAAAUCGCGAUUACUCCGGCGAAACAAUUGCUCGAAACCGCAACCGAAUCAUUGGUCUACAAAUGGGCAAUCUCCGUUCCGGUAACGCUGAUGCAUUGCCGGGUAGGAAGCCGAGAAUUUGGGGCCUUUUUGUCAGUUGGAUGGGGACUUAUGGGCGAUAUUGGUAGGCUAUUAACCUUACAAAGCAACCCAAUGUUUUAGAUAUCGAGAGCGAGAGUUUGAGGCCGAUUUGCGGCGGUCAGCGAUUUGUCUUUGGCGCCUUGUGGAGGGUGGCUUGUAAGUUUGAGGGCUUGAAACCGAUUUUUUUUAUUUUAGACUAAAAUUUACUGGUCAAACAUUGAUCUAAAAUCAAGGUUAUACGAAAAAAAUCAUUUUUUUUUUGACAAAAAAAACUUCCAAAAUACAGUGGCCGACCUGAUCCAGUGACAAAAAAACGUACCAUUUUGCAUCCGGGAAGUAUCAAAAAAUGUCGCAAAAUGCCUCCCUCUCCAAGUGAAAAACUCCGAUUUAAAAAACGCGCCCUUCAAAACGGAGUUUUUUAUGUGGAGAGGGAGGCAUUUUGCGACAUUUUUUGAUGCUUCCCGGAUGCAAAAUGGUACGUUUGUUGCCACUGAAUCAGGUCCGUCACCGUAGAAUGAUCUCAGAAGUUUUUUUUAAUUCUUUUGCAUGAAACUCUUGAAUCAUGUCUCAAGGCACUUGUAAAUUACUUUUUCCAACUAUCUCUCGGCAAUUUAAACCACUAGAAACACUAAUAUUGACCAAUUCCGCUCCAUUUUUUCUUAAUUGCCCUUUUAUUUCCAGCCCUCCGAAAAUACCGUGCCCGAUUAUCAUUUCUUCAAUUCGAAGCCGAAGAAGCCCCACCAGUUACCUCAGCCUACUCUCGUUCCGUCUACGAGCAAAAGGAGAGAAAUUUGAACCCGAUUACCGAAGAGGGAUCCGAGCCCAAUGUUUGGAGCGGAAAAUUGCUAAUAAACGAGCCAGAAACCGACGCUCCCGUCCCACACGGCUGGCGAACUAUUGAAGACGACUUUGUCAACGUCUAUGCAGUGAGUUCAAUUCAUUUAUAGGCACACUGAACUUUUUACGAAGGAAAAUUUAUAUUAUUUUAGGUGACCCGCUCCCACAUUUCCCAAACCAACAUUUUCGCGCCGGACGCCCAACUCGAAGAGUCCGCAAUCCAUCUAUGCUACCUGCUCAACCGCGACAUCCACUCCAAGACGCAGCUGGUCAAGUUUUUGACGGCCAUCGAGCAGGGCGAACAUCUCAAUUUACCCUUUGUGCAUUACCUGAAAGUCAAAGCAUUCCGCCUCGAAGCCCUCGCCCACCACACCCAUAAAAGCCCGAUAGUGGUGGAUGGGGAGGUCAUCCCCGAUUGCUCACAAAUCCAGUGCAUCUCAAGCACUUUGGCCAUGCGUGUGGCCACGAAAUGA